This is a messenger RNA of Trematomus bernacchii (emerald rockcod), 456 nucleotides long. RefSeq names its product SEM1 26S proteasome complex subunit (gene sem1). The transcript is spliced from 3 exons. Bases 85 to 297 code for a protein of 70 amino acids. NCBI's taxonomy places the organism in Eukaryota, Metazoa, Chordata, Actinopteri, Perciformes, Nototheniidae. Gene Ontology annotation, biological process: double-strand break repair via homologous recombination; mRNA export from nucleus; proteasome assembly. The record is from RefSeq and is a predicted model, not a curated record. Gene Ontology annotation, cellular component: proteasome complex; proteasome regulatory particle, lid subcomplex.
GCCGCAGUCUGGACACGCUCGAGCUUCUUCUUCCUCACACAGAGAGCCGCUCGUUAACAGAAACACACCGUCAACACUGCUAACAUGUCAGACAAGAAACAGACCGUGGACCUGGGCUUACUGGAGGAGGAUGAUGAGUUUGAAGAAUUCCCAGCCGAGGAUUGGACCGGGCUGGAGGAAGAUGAAGAUGCUCAUGUUUGGGAAGACAACUGGGAUGAUGACAACGUAGAGGAUGAUUUCUCCAAUCAAUUGAGAGCGGAGCUGGAAAAACAUGGUUACAAGAUGGAGACAUCUUAGAGGCUGACGAGCCUUUGAGUCUACGAUGACAUUGGAUAUGGACAUUUAUAUUUGAUUAUUACUGGUCGACCCCACACUACCGGAAGACCGUUGAUGAUGUUAAUUUGUUUCUUUUUUUUGUAAGAAAUGCUGAUGGAAGUAAAGUGUUUGGAGAAAUAA